CUCCUUCUGCUCUGCCAUAUAAAGAGACACUGAGCCUUUCGGUCACUUUAAAGAAAGACAAAUUAACGGUCUGCGAAAACCACUGGCUCCAGUCGUGUUUACUAUUAAUAAAACUACUUUAGUGCACUUUUGCGCGUCAGAGCUGAAAGCCAGCGGACCAUGAUGGACUACAUGACGGACAAGUUCCCGCUGAAGUGUGAAGCAGGGAAGGGGACCGACUUUUACCUGGAGCCGCUCAUGGAGCCUUUAGAGAGCAUGCAGUACUACAGCAAGAGCUCCAGCAAGAGCAGUCAGCAUUACACACUGCAAAACACCGAGCACCACAGCAUUCUGGACAGAUCCUCUCCCUGUGACAACCAAACCUCAGCAGCUCCUCAUUACUGCAGCGCGAAGGCGGAUGACGGCGGCGGACACGCGGAGCUCACGGGGCCGCUGGAUGAGCGCUGCGGUGUGAGGACAUCACCGGGGACAACAGCUCGGGACAAAACCGACUUAAACGACAUUGUCGAAAAGUGUGACAGCAACGUGUCCAGCAGCAAAAAGAGACGCCACCGGACCACGUUCACGAGCGCCCAACUCGAGGAGUUAGAAAAAGUCUUCCAGAAAACACAUUAUCCAGAUGUGUAUGUGCGGGAACAGCUGGCCAUGCGUACCGAGCUCACCGAGGCCAGAGUGCAGGUGUGGUUUCAGAACAGAAGGGCGAAGUGGAGAAAGAGGGAGCGCUAUGGACAGAUCCAGCAGGCUAAAAGUCAUUUCGCUGCCACAUAUGACAUUUCGGUGCUGCCCAGGACAGACAGCUACUCACAGAUACCCAAUAACUUGUGGCCAGCUCCAACCCCUGGUGGCUCAGUGGUUUCCUCCUGCAUGCUUCCACGUGGUUCUCCACCGUGUGUACCAUCGCCGUACCCCCACUCACCACGAGCCCCUGAACACAAUUACAUUAGCUUCCCCAACCACCAGCAGAACCAGUUUGGUGUCAAUCCUGUCUCCCUCAACAACUUCUUUACUGAUUCGCUUUUGGCCCCAGCGCCAAAUGGGCAUGCAGCAUUCGAAAGCAAGCCUGAGUUUGAGAGACGGUCGUCCAGCAUCGCUGUCCUCAGGAUGAAGGCCAAAGAGCACACAGCCAACAUCUCGUGGGCCAUAUGAGCCCUGUGCUCAGAGUCUUAUUCUCAACAGUAUUAAAUAACUUUAAUGUAUUGAUAAAGACACAGAUGUGGACAAUUUCUUUGUACUAAGAAGAACUCCCUGCUCCUUGAACUGAUCAUUGACUGAAACGGUUCCAUUGAGGAGCUUCAAUUUGAGCCAGCAUCACUUUUCAUUCGUACUUUGAACAACUUGACAAUACAAAUUUACAAUACUUGAUUUACAUUUUAUGUGUAAAUGAAUGUCUUAUGAAUGUCAACAAACUUUUGCAAUAGUGUGGCUUAUUAUGUAUGACGCACUUAUGGUGAAGUGAAAACAGUAACACAGGGAGCUUUAUGAGCUUAACUACAUUCUGUACUCAGGACUGGGGGGGUUGGGGGGGGGGGGGGGGUUGGGAUGUGAUGUCCUUGACAUGCUUACACAAGUCACAUGUCUGUGUGCCUUGAAGCAAAGCUGUGUACAACUCAUAAAUGUGGCUGACCGUUACUCUGCCACAACCAAAGGGGCACUUUGCACUCUGUAGGGAUUGUAUUUCAAUAAAUUUAUUUGGAGAUUCCACAA
Messenger RNA from Ictalurus punctatus (channel catfish), 1704 nucleotides. It is a transcript of the gene alx1, whose product is annotated as ALX homeobox 1. Gene Ontology annotation, biological process: positive regulation of transcription by RNA polymerase II; embryonic skeletal system morphogenesis; negative regulation of DNA-templated transcription. The coding region runs from base 160 to 1146 and encodes 328 amino acids. NCBI's taxonomy places the organism in Eukaryota, Metazoa, Chordata, Actinopteri, Siluriformes, Ictaluridae. The transcript has 4 exons. The record is from RefSeq and is a predicted model, not a curated record. Gene Ontology annotation, molecular function: DNA-binding transcription activator activity, RNA polymerase II-specific; RNA polymerase II transcription regulatory region sequence-specific DNA binding.